AUGGCGGCGCCCAACGCGCUGCUGGUGAUGGGCGUGAGCGGCUCGGGGAAAUCCACCGUGGGCGCCCUGCUGGCAUCUGAGCUAGGAUGGAAAUUCUACGAUGCAGAUGACUACCACCCAGAGGAAAAUCGAAUGAAGAUGCAGAAAGGGAUAGCGCUGAAUGACAAGGACAGAAUUCCAUGGCUCUGCAAAUUGCAUGACAUUUUACGAAGAGAUGUAGCCUCUGGGCAGCAUGUAGUUUUAGCCUGUUCAGCUCUGAAGAGAGUGUACAGAGACAUCUUAAUACAAGGAAAACAUGAUGCACCUCUGAAGUGUGAUGACUUGGGGAAGGAAGAAAAGCCAGUUGAGGUGAAGCUCCUUGUGGUCCAUCUGACUGGGUCAUUUGACAUCAUCUCUGGACGCUUACUCAGAAGAAAAGACCAUUUUAUGCCCCCUGAGUUACUGCAGUCCCAAUUCGAUACUCUGGAGACCCCAUCAGCUCCAGAAAACUUUAUCCAAAUCAAUGUGGACAAAAAUCUUUCAGAGAUAAUUGCUACAAUUAUGGAAACUCUAAAAUGA
Budorcas taxicolor (takin) is the source of this 558-nucleotide messenger RNA. RefSeq names its product IDNK gluconokinase (gene IDNK). The record is from RefSeq and is a predicted model, not a curated record. NCBI's taxonomy places the organism in Eukaryota, Metazoa, Chordata, Mammalia, Artiodactyla, Bovidae. Bases 1 to 558 code for a protein of 185 amino acids. The transcript has 5 exons. Gene Ontology annotation, molecular function: gluconokinase activity. Gene Ontology annotation, cellular component: cytoplasm.